GGCUACAUACCAUCAGCACGACCUUCUUCAUGAGAGACCAACGUGAAACUUUUCAGUGUUCUAUAGAUUUGUUCAUCCGAGAAAGUCUGCCAGACGACGAUUAAACAUUUAAACAAUUGUAGCGACUGAACUAAGACAGAAGAGGAGUCCAGAAAAAAAUAUUUUGUAGCCUAAAUUGUAAGACACCAUGACUUCGAUAUUUCAGUAAUACUUACAUAAAGUGUGUUGUUUGUAAGGCGGACGGUGUUUCGACACCAUGCCCUGUACCAACAAUCUCAUUUGGGAUAUUAGGAAACGCACCAUCGGUUCCAACAAAAUAAACAACUUUACAAGGAGUAACUACUUAGGAAGAAAAGAGUUUGUUCAAAGGCUGAAACUUGAAGCCACUCUUGAUGUACAUGAGGGCUCUGUCAAUACGAUAUGCUGGAACGACACAGGAGAAUACAUCCUAUCUGGAUCAGAUGAUGACAAAUUGGUCAUCACGAACCCAUAUAGCCGGAAAGUCAAGGCAUCCAUUACAUCAUGGCAUCGAUCCAAUAUCUUCAGUGCCAAGUUCCUGCCCCAAACCAACGACAGAAUGAUCGUGUCUGCAGCAGCCGACGGCAAGAUCUUCCUCACCAACGUAGAGAGGGGUUCCAACAUGGACCCUGUGUUACAGUACCACUGUCAUAACGGUGCUGCCUACGAGAUAUUGACGGUACCUAGUGACCCUCAUUCUUUCCUGUCCUGUGGAGAGGAUGGAACAAUCCGGUGGUUUGAUGUCCGAGUUUCUCCUGGCUGCUGGCAAACUAACUGUAAAAAGGACAUCCUGAUUGACUGUCGGCGAGCAGUAACAUCCAUAGCCAUAUCCCCUGUGGAAUCCUUCUAUCUGGCUACUGGCUGCUCUGACAGCUCAGUCCGUAUCUAUGACAGGAGAAUGCUGGGUACCAUAGCAACAGGUUUCCAGACAGGAAGCGGGGUGGCAGGAAUGUGUGCGAGGUUUGUACCGAGGCACCUGGUCAACAAGUCAUGUCGCGUGACCUCAUUGGCCUACAGUAGGGACGGCAGGGAGGUGCUAGCCAGCUAUGCCUCAGACUAUCUCUACCUGUUUGACCCUAAAGAUGACAAGGGACGCGAGCUGAAGGGACCGUCACAGGAUAACAAGCAGAAGGAGACUCAGCAGAAGCGUCUGCGUCUGAGAGGAGACUGGUCAGACACUGGACCCCUGUCACGGCCAGAGAGCGAGAGGGAGAGGGACGGAGAGUCCAGGCCUGGAGUGUCUCUGAUGCAGAGGAUGUCAGACAUGUUGUCACGCUGGUUUGAGGAUGCCAGCGAGGCCCAGAACAACAGAGGAGCCCGUCCACAUCCACGACCCAGGGUAGACCCUUCAGCAGCUCCACAAGGUAGUGGGCUUCACCAGGAGGCUGUGGUGCUAGGGAAUCCAGCCCCGUCUCAACCAACAUCAACAGCCAGCUUCUCCUCCUCCAUGGAGAGCCCGAGGAGCCGUAGGAGUGGCAUGGGGACAGGAAGUCUCCAAGCAUCUCCUGGGGAACCAGUCCUGAGUCUGACAUACAGCGACCAGGGCACCACCAGCAGCACCAUCCAACUGGACUUCUCCAGCGGUGGCGCCAGCGACCAGGGGGAACCCCCGCGGAUCAGUAGCCCAGAGCAGGUGUCCGACACCAGGCAGAUCUCAUCCCUCAGCCAGUCGGAGGUGGAGGGCAUGGGAGAGGAGCCCACACCACAGCCCCUGGGGAAUGGAUGCAAAGGUAUGUGGGUGUGUUGUUCCCUUCCUUCCUUCCAUAGAUUUAAUUUGAGAGGAUCAGAAUUAGGGGAAAGAGUACUCAGGCGCUCUGCUGCUGCGCGGAUCCAGGAGAUUUUUCGGCGGCGGAAAGAGAAGAAAGAGUUGGCGGAUUGCGAGACCCGCCGUAUCGGGAAGCCCUCAGUAGAAAAGGUCUACAAGGGCCACCGUAAUUCCAGGACUAUGACCAAUCAGUGUUGUUUCUGGGGUGACCAGUUUGUGCUGAGCGGCUCAGACUGUGGUCAUAUCUUCAUCUGGGACAGAGAGACGGGGGAACACCUAAUGCUGCUGGAGGCAGACCAGCACGUUAUCAACUGUCUGCAGCCACACCCCUACGAACCAUUGUUAGCCACAUCAGGGAUAGAUUCCAACGUCAAGAUCUGGUCACCGAUGGAGGAAUCCCCAUCAUUCAACAGAGUACUCGCUGAAGAGGUGACCUUCCGUAAUGAACUGAUGCUGGAGGAGACCAGGAACACCAUCACUGUACCUGCCUCAUUCAUGCUGAGGAUGCUGGCCCAACUCAACCACUCCAUCACAGCAGAGUCUGAGGACAAUGAGGAAGACGAGUAGCCCUAUCUAUAGCUUCCAUACUGGACUGUUGAAUGUGUGAAGUAGAAACUACAUACUAUCUCAUUGGAUUCACUUUAUGGUAAUGUUACCAUAGGGACUGGAGUAUUGGACCUCACCUAGUGUAGGUUAUAGAACACUAGAAGAGGUUGUGUUGAUUUUAUAAAUAUAGUUUAUAUUCAGAUGUAGAUCAAGGAAUGUUUUCUACCUAUUUAUAUGUUUUGUUCCGGUGUCCAGCCUCUCCGUCUGGCUAUGAGAAGUGUUCUCUAGAUGGUAUCUCGUUAUUCUCCUCUGUACUUUGUGAACCUCGGGCCGCUUUGUGACAAGUCACAUUUAAUCUUACUUUGUGGCUUUUCCUGAUACUCUGCAACGACGGCUUCAGUUCUGACUGUUGUCAAUGUGCUUGUUUACCAAAGAGAAUGUGUUUAAUUUAAGAAUUUACGAAUGUUAAAAAAAUACCAAAUAAAACAUAUACAUUUGCUUGAAA
Messenger RNA from Oncorhynchus gorbuscha (pink salmon), 2834 nucleotides. RefSeq names its product DDB1- and CUL4-associated factor 6-like. The record is from RefSeq and is a predicted model, not a curated record. NCBI's taxonomy places the organism in Eukaryota, Metazoa, Chordata, Actinopteri, Salmoniformes, Salmonidae. Gene Ontology annotation, biological process: positive regulation of transcription by RNA polymerase II. Gene Ontology annotation, cellular component: cytoplasm; Cul4-RING E3 ubiquitin ligase complex. Bases 257 to 2350 code for a protein of 697 amino acids. The transcript has 15 exons. Gene Ontology annotation, molecular function: protein binding.